UGGCCCCUCCAGAAUCCAGUUCGGUUUUUGCGCUGUGCCGGCAGGCCGACGCAGCCCGGCCUCUAUCGAGAGCCAAUCAGAGCGCUCCUCUCAGCACGUGGAGCAGAGAGACUCCAGAGCUCUGCGCCCGCAGCUCACUACACUUGUAACCGCUUGUCCUGAGCGCAGAGAGGACGAGCUCCGGCUGAGGCCAGGGUGAGAGUCCGCGGCCCGCAACCGAGAGAGACAGAGAGGAACAAAGAUCUCAGUAAUACCUGUUAUAAUCAGACACCCUAACCACCCCCAGCGCACACUCUUUCAUCCCACCCGCCAGGAAAGGCAGCCAGAGGUCCGCUCUCUGAGCCCAAGGAAAAGCUCCAGCCAUGAGCAAUCAGUACCAGGAAGAGGGCUGCUCCGAGAGGCCCGAGUGCAAGAGUAAGUCUCCAACUUUGCUCUCGUCCUACUGCAUCGACAGCAUCCUGGGUCGGAGAAGCCCAUGCAAAAUGAGGCUUCUGGGAGCCGCGCAGAGCUUGCCUGCCCCGCUGGCCAGCCGCGCUGACCAAGAAAAAGCCAUGCAAGGUAAGGUUGUGCCGCCUACAAGGGCACCUGUGCCAGGCGCUUCCUCCAAGGGAAGGAGCCGGCCUGUGCCUGUUGCACCCCACCCCUGUCCCCACUCCAGGCAGUUCUUAACACAUUUUCUCCAGGAGAAUUUUUUUCUUUGCCCUUUUGAGCAAGAAAUCCCUGCCUCCUGCCGCUGUGGGCCUUUGGGCCAUGGCGAGUGUUCAGGGCUGAAGGGCCCAGGCGGUUUCGCCCCGCAGGGGUCGCCCGCGGGGCAAAGCCCCUCUUGGAGAGCAGGCGCUAUUUUUGACCCAUGUACUGUGUGGGCCUUCAACCCUCGCCCGGUGGCCCAGCAGUCGUGGGUAUCAGUUACAUUGUUCUCAGGAAAACUGGAGCCCUUGCGAGCCAGGACUGGGGGCAAAUGUGAGAAGAAAGAGGCCGGUCCCCCAGUGAGAAUUGAGAAUGAGACCUGUGAGUGCCUGGCUCGCGCUCCCCUAACCCGGCAGCUCCUUCGCAGGAGACGUGUGCAGCUUUUCAAUGUGUAUUUUCGACGGGGAAAGCUGCCUGUCCUUUUGAACCAGAGAAAUCUCAGCUCAGACUCAAGGCCUGAGCCAACUCCAAAACAUAGUUGGGAGGAGCUGGCAAUGAGGCUGGACCUGACUGAGGCCCGAGUCCAGGUGUGGUUCCAGAACCGUCGGGCCAAGUGGCGCAAGAGAGAGAAGGCUGGCGCGCAGACCCAUCCCCCGGGGCUGCCCUUUCCCGGGCCUCUCUCGGCCACCCAUCCACUCAGCCCCUACCUGGACGCCAGCCCUUUUCCUCCGCACCACCCUGCGCUUGACUCGGCCUGGACCGCUGCUGCUGCUGCCGCAGCAGCCGCCUUUCCGAGCCUACCACCGCCUCCAGGCUCAGCUAGUCUGCCGCCCAGCGGGGCGCCGCUGGGCCUGAGCACUUUCCUAGGAGCGGCGGUGUUCAGGCACCCGGCCUUCAUCAGCCCAGCCUUUGGCAGGCUCUUUUCCACCAUGGCCCCCCUGACCAGCGCGUCGACCGCGGCUGCGCUCCUGAGACAGCCCACACCCGCGGUGGAGGGCGCAGUGGCCUCGGGAGCGCUGGCCGACCCGGCCACUGCCGCUGCAGACAGACGCGCAUCCAGCAUAGCUGCUCUGAGGCUCAAGGCCAAGGAGCAUGCCGCGCAGCUCACGCAGCUCAACAUCCUGCCGGGCACCAGCACGGGCAAGGAGGUGUGCUAAAGGCUGCCCUCCACUUUCGCACCCCUUGGGCGCGUCCCGAAAGGUCACCUCACUCAGCAUCACUCAAGACCAAAUGGAAACAGAGGACCAGCACACUCCCAAGAUGGCACAGACAGAGCACAGCCGCCUUCGCAGCAGCCUGGACGCUGACAAGGCAGCUUCUGGCGCUAAAGGACGUGGCACCUCUUCCGCUGGCUGUCCACCUGCCCCUGCCCCUGCCCCUGUCCCUGCCCCUGCCCCUGUCCCUGUCCCUGCCCCUGCCUCUGCUCCUGCCCCUACCCCUGCCACUGCCAAUGUAGCUCCAACUCGAACGUCCACUCUCCCAUUUUUACCUUACUGAAAUAAACGGAGAGGGUUUCUCUCCAAGAUGCCUAGUAUUGAAGUUUAAAAAAUUAAAAGCCCAACCUUCUCUUCUUCCGGAUAUCCCACUUAGCUUUCUUUUGAAUAGCAUUUUGGCGCUCUAAGUUAAUUUCAGCGCAGGCCCGGCUAGAUGCCAGGGCAAGGGAAGCAAAUGCGAAUCUGUAAAAUAGCUAACAGUGCACUUAAAGGAAAGGGGCGUCUCGUUCUUGUUCUCUUCUUUAUCAUACACCAACCAAGGUUUUUAUAUCAAACCAAAGGGAAAUACUCUGCUAGAAUAUGGACUGUUGAAGUCACCAAACUGUGAUUAUUGAUUCUGUACAUACCAUUGUUAUUAAAAAAAGAACAGAGCUUUGUAUAUUUGAAAUGUUAUAACGCAAUUGCACUCAGCGUGGUAUGGUAAAAGUUUGUCCUCCUGUAGCUCUUACUGUGUUGUAGAUACGGUAGGGUUCCUAGACAAAUAUUUAUGUACUCAAGCCCUUUAUUUAACUUAUUAACUGUAGAGGCUUUGGAAACCUUCAAGAUAAAGGCAAUGGUACAGUACUUUUGUGUAAUGUGUAAUCGUUAUCACUUUUCCUUGCUAUCUAGUGGAGAAGUGUC
Molecule: messenger RNA, 2741 nt
Organism: Cricetulus griseus (Chinese hamster)
Lineage: Eukaryota; Metazoa; Chordata; Mammalia; Rodentia; Cricetidae
Source: RefSeq, a predicted model, not a curated record